UUCCUGUUUGAUGAUUACAAGAUGGCGGACAAAGAGAAAGGGAAGAUGCCAUCUAGUGUAGUUUUUACGUGUUUAUUUCUGUUAGUCCUCUUAGUUCAGACAAUAUACACAGAAAAGGAUACAUGUACAUCGUCUAACUGUGUGGAGGGCAGAUGUGUGAACGGAACAUGCGAGUGUGACACUGGUUGGGCUCCUCCACAAUGUAAACAUUGCAUGGGAAUAAUCAGAUUACAGAACGCGGAGGGAAUCAUCUCGGACGGGCACAGUAAUUACACCGAGGACAACAAGUGUAUGUGGCUGGUGGACACCGGACAGAACCAGUCCCUGUGGUUCCAGUUCCACCAGUUCUCCACCGAGUGUGGAUGGGACCACCUCUACAUCUACGACGGAGACUCCGCCUUCGCUCCUUUACUGGCAGCUUUCAGUGGUCUAAUACACAAGGAUUACACAACAACCAAUGAGCUGCAGGAGAUUAGAACUACCUCAGGGAAAGCUUUCCUAUAUUUCUACAGUGAUGCAGCGUACAACAUGUCAGGCUUCAAUAUUACCUACAGGAGUGGAGGUUGCCCUAAGAACUGUUCAGGACAAGGAGACUGCUCUGGGGACACAUGUACUUGCCACCCAGGGUACAAAGGGAAGGACUGCAGUGACAUUGUCUGUCCCAACAACUGCUCACAAAAUGGAAACUGUAUCAACGACCAGUGUGAGUGCUUCCAGGACUUCAAAGGUGAGGACUGCAGUUUGACAUCAGACAAGGCUUCCUGGCAGCAGAGAUUUUUACAGAAGGACAUCCUGACCAGGGUGUCGUCAGGGGCAGCUGUUGUUGGGGAGGAUGCCUUCCUGGUUGGGGGAUACUCAUUCAAACCACUAGACUUCCUUGUCAAAUACAAGAUGGCAUCUGGUGACCUUGAGGUGAUAACUCCAGUGUCGACAGAAAACCCUGCUCCUCGCUACGGUCACUCCGUGGUGGCCUAUCAGAACAAACUGUACAUGUUUGGUGGAGUUGAGGGAAAUGAAACAUCUAAAGACCUGUGGACCUACAGUACUACAGCCAAUACUUGGUCAGUACAGCGCUACACCAGUACUGUUCCUAUGGGAGUGGCAGGUCAUACCGCUCACAUUAUCAGGGGCGUCAUGUAUGUCUUGUUUGGCUACAGUCCUAUAUACGGCUACCAGAACAGAAUCCAAGAAUACAAUAUAGCUAACGAUAGUUGGACUGUUCCAAAGACCAGGGGAGCCCUGGUGCAGGGAGGCUAUGGACACUCCAGUGUGUACUACCCGCCCACAGACAGGAUCUACAUCUACGGAGGUUACCACGCCCGCAGUACCUCAAACUACGACCUCACGGACCAACUCUUCUCAUUCGAACCCUCCACCAGGAUCUGGAUCAAGUUACGCAGUAACCAGCUCCCCCGUUAUCUGCACACGGCCGUCAUCGUGGAUGGGAUGAUGAUUGUUUACGGAGGGAACACCCACAAUGACACGUCCAUCAGCCUGGGGGCCAAGUGUUACUCCCCCGACCUCCUCCUCUACGACAUUCAUUGCAACAAAUGGUCCCAGCUGGACUCAUCAGAGCUGAACUUGCACGGGGCGCGCUAUGGUCACUCAGCAUUGACUCUAAAUAGGAAUGGUGGGACUGAGAUGGUAGUGAUUGGUGGAUUCAGUGGAAUCAUGGAGGACAACGCCCUGCUCUUCUCACCAGGCAACUGUUCGUACCAUUCAUCAGAAGUGGAGUGUGAGGGCUCUGUACAGGGGAGGUCUUGUGUGUGGAGGAGUGGUCGAUGUUUGGCCUUGUCUGACCUUGACCCCAAUGACACUGGAGAGAGGUCGUGUGAUCCGUCAGAAGGUCAGGAGGAGAUAUGUAAAUCUUUCACGUCGUGUCCAACUUGUUUGUCGACGGCCUUUGGGUGUGUGUGGUGUGGAAAGACAUGUGUAAAACAAGACAACUGUACAAACUCGGAGCUUAUGAGUCCUAAUAGUGCUGACAAUCUGACUGAAUGUUCCUAUCAGACAGAGAAGCCCUGCCCUGAACAACAUAAAUGUCAAGGCUGUAAUUCUUUCCCUGAUUGUCAGUGGGGAACCGACCGCUGUGAAUCUGUCGAGGACCCCGAAAAGAACAAAAGUUCAGCUGAUACAUUCAAUGACCUUGAUGACCUCAAUAAGACAUCAUGUCGGACCCCCUGCUACCUCAAAACCGACUGUGAGAACUGUACUUCGUCCAGUUGUAUGUGGUGCAGUAACCAACAGAAAUGUGUGGAGACCAACGCCUACGUAGCCACAUUUAUCUAUGGACAAUGUAUGGAGUGGACGACAGACAAAUCAAAGUGUCCGUCCACUCGAUGCUCGGACCUUCACUCCUGUAAAGACUGUCAGUCAAACCCAUUGUGUGGGUGGUGUAAUGACCCCAGCAACACAGGGAUUGGUCGAUGUGUGGAGGGCGGAGCCUCAGGACCUGUCAAUCAAACCAAUCACCAGAUGACAGACCUCAGUAUAUGUCCAAUCACUCAGUGGUACUUUGUGGACUGUCCAGAGUGCCAGUGUAAUGGCCACAGCACCUGUUUAAACGUGACUGGAGAAUGUGACAGCUGUCAGAACAUGACAGAAGGAAAGAAUUGUGAGGUGUGUAUGUACGGCUUCUUUGGUGAUUCUACCAAUGGAGGACGAUGUUCCCCAUGCCAGUGUAAUGGUCAGGCAGACAGCUGUGACAACAAGUCGGGGGCGUGUUUCUGUAGGACCAGAGGGGUGGUGGGGGACAACUGUGACAGAUGUGAUGAACCACACAAAUACUUUGGGAAUCCUAAAACUGGAACAUGUUAUUAUAACCUGGUGACGGACUACCAAUUCACCUUUAACCUUUCCAAAAAGGAGGACAAACCCUACACUCAGAUCAACUUCAUGAACAUCCCCUCCUCGAGUGAGAGGGAUGUUGACUUCAAAGUGAAUUGUUCAGGGGUUGCUUACUUGAAUAUAACAAUGAAAAAAAAAUCCCAGGGGGACAGAGAGACCAUCAUUGUCCAGAAACACUUGUGUAACUACUUCCGGGCCAAGUUUGACCACGGCGAGUAUUCCUUCGGACCGGAAGAGAACACCACCUUUCUGGUUUAUGUUUAUGGAUUUAAAACUCCAUUCUGGCUCCAGAUCUCCUUUUCCCAGUUUGCCAAGAUAGACUUGGUCCAUUUCUUUGUGACAUUUUUCAGUUGUUUCCUGUCCUUGCUCAUCAUUGCGGCGGUCCUGUACAAAAUAAAACACAAGUACGACAACUACCGCCGGAGACAGCGUAUGAUGGUAGAAAUGGAAGAGAUGGCUAGUCGACCAUUUUCUUCCAUCACCGUGGAGAUAGACAGGAAGUACAGUCAGAUUGGAGCCGAGAAAAAAGAAACGGAUCUCAGAAAACGAAAAAAGACCAGCUCAAAACCGAGUCAGAUAGCUUGUGAGCCACUGCACCACCAAAAGGCGGCGGUCAUGUCGCUGAUAGUACAGCUACCGACCGGUGAGGAUGAAUGGACGCCUAAUGGAGCCUCAGGGGUAGCCAUAGCUAGCGCACUAGUGACUGUGGGACAUCAUCGAAAACAGAGUUUGGAGCACGGAGGGAAAGGGGACAAAAGUAAACACAAGAAAGUUCUGUUUCCUGGGACCCAGGAUGUGUGCGUCUAGUCCAUUCUCUAGGGUCCACCCCUGGUGUUCUCAGGGAGUGGCUAUUAUUCUGGUGAUGAAAAGGGAGUUGUGAUUGUGCAUUCCUAUGAAAACUAUUUAAACAAAAAAUAAAAGGUGCUAUUGUUUGAAUACAUAGACACUAGCUAUAUCGGUUGAACAAUGCAAUGUUACUUAAAUCUAUUGUAUCAGAGUUGUUUUCUGUGAUGUGUUGAUGGAUCAUUACUUUUGUAUCAUUCCUAUUGUGACUCAGAGACAUUGUAUUCUCUAUCCAUGCUGUGAAACCAGUGAUGGAAUGAACAGAUGUUUGCUUAUUAUCUUUGUGGCAUUUCUUUCAUCCAAUCAGUGGUAUUUACUCUAAUAUCUUUUUCUUUUCUUGAGAUCUGCUAAAUUAAUAAUUUAUACCAUAUAUUUACAAAAUGCAAAGCAGCUGGAAUGAUUAAGAUUUAUAGCAUUUAAUUGAAUUAUUUCCUGUUCUUUUCCGUAACACGUCGGACUAGUCAGUUGUCCCUGUCUCUUGUGAAGGUCCUUCUUUCUGUGAUAUUUUUACCUUGUUAACUUUUAGACAUCAUGUUGUACAUACUGGUCUCUGUUUUUAUUGUUGUAGGGGGUAGAUAUUCCCCUCAGUGUUAUGUGCUGCUUCAACUGGGGCUGUUGUCCAUAAAGGGGACUAAGUCAUACCCCAUGUUUGUAAAUACACCAUGGAAGUUAAGAUACUUUUGUCAUUAGUGCUGUCAAUUCAUUGUACAUAUUAUUUUCUCACAUACAAGGUCACAUGGACCUUCAGAAAACAAGCAAAUUUCUUUUUUCUUUUGAGUCUUUUUAAUCAUACAUAUCAUUUCACAAACAUUAUCUCCAGGGUUUAGAUUUAAUCUGACAAAUGUGCAGCAAUGAAAAAUAAUCUUGAAUUUAAUGGUUCCCUCCAUAGGGAUCUUGUAUUGUUGUAGUCUGCAGCAAUAUGAGUAUAUUAUUAAAUAUACAUGUGUAUAUAGUAGUUUCUUUUCUUAAUAUAGUCACUGUCUAUAACAUUUUUUAAAAGGCCAAAUAGACCAAAGUUCACUGUAUAGGUUAUUAUGUAAUCAAAUUUUGUAUGAUUGUAUGAAUAAUUUAUUGAUUUCAGAAUGAAUGUUUAUCUCGGAGAGAGAGAAAUAGAGAACGGUUUUAAAAUGCAUAUCAUUUUUAUUGUAAAUAACUAAGUACUUACUGCUAUAUGUAUAUAUGUAUGUGACAAGACGCAUUAUAUAAACUAAUAUGAUGACCCAUAGAAAGAUGUCAUUAUCUUAAGGUGUGCUCUUUUUCAUAUAUUUUUCUUAAUAAUGACCUUCUACAUUAAUGUAAACAAUUUUCACCCUGAUUUAUUGUAAAAGCAGGUCUUUUUUAUGAAAUUUAUCUUCAAUUUCUUGUCAUUGUUCAGCCGUUGUUGACCUUGUGUUACUUAUAUAGUAAAGUUAUUUGUUUUCCCUGAGGCUUGUACAGGGCAUUUGUUUCACAAUGAUGUAUGAACAAACAACAGAUUUAGAAAUCCAGAGUUGUUCCACAACAGCCACUGUAAAAACUAGCUUGGUCUCUUUCAUAUUGUAUUCUUCCUGUGCAAUUCAGUGCAUCAAAAUCUGUAUAUUUUUGGUGAAUAUAAUAUCAGGGAUUCAAAAAUUUGAUGAAUGGUAAUCUAUAGAAAAUGUUGCCGAUUUUGUGGGAGGCUUGUAUUUGUGUAUAACUGAGACUUUUACUGGGUCUGUGAGAGAAUGGUGGGAUAUGUGUGAAUGGGCAGAACUUUGUGAGAAAUUAUUGCUAUCAUUGAAAACCAAUGCCAGUUCUGACCAUGGGCGCCUUCUGGAGAUCUCUUAAUCAACUAAUUUAAAUCUAAUUUACACAAUAGAAAACUUGUAUAAGUUUACAAAUUAAUGUUUGAGAGACUCCAUUUUAGAAAAAAAAGUAAAGCAGUCAAUCAAUACAAUCUGAUCCCAACAGGAAUUUAAUUCUUAAUUGUGGAUGAUCCAAUGGGAAUGAGGCACAAUAAAGAUGAAUUCAGUAAUUGGUCCCUGGUCCAUAGGUCUAAAGUGAUGGAUCGUAGCAUGUAAGAGACUAGCUGCAGAGCUGUAGCUCCAAGUCUGAAAAAAUUUGAGUGGAUGAUCCAGGUCUACAGACCUGCAGCUAGAGAGAGAGAGAGAGAGAGAGAGAGAGAGACUGGUAUGUUCUUAUUGUACUUGUUUGUUGUUCAGAAGUUCAUUGGUGAAAUGUGUGUAGUCUAAAAAACCAUACAAAAUAAACAGAAAACAUCUCA
Molecule: messenger RNA, 5932 nt
Organism: Magallana angulata
Lineage: Eukaryota; Metazoa; Mollusca; Bivalvia; Ostreida; Ostreidae
Product: attractin-like protein 1
Exons: 28
Coding region: 22-3654 (1210 amino acids)
Cellular component (GO): Golgi apparatus
Molecular function (GO): protein binding
Source: RefSeq, a predicted model, not a curated record